Messenger RNA from Drosophila ficusphila, 1385 nucleotides. RefSeq names its product aquaporin-11 (gene AQP). Gene Ontology annotation, molecular function: channel activity. The record is from RefSeq and is a predicted model, not a curated record. NCBI's taxonomy places the organism in Eukaryota, Metazoa, Arthropoda, Insecta, Diptera, Drosophilidae. Gene Ontology annotation, cellular component: cytoplasm. Bases 153 to 953 code for a protein of 266 amino acids. The transcript has 4 exons.
CAACUUCUUAUGAUUCAAAAUGUUUUAACUAAAUAAAUACUUAUAAAAUUUUCGCGAACACAAAAUUGCUUCUUUAGUCUUCAUGAUUCAAAAAUAUUUUUAUCUUAAUUCAUAGAUACUUUUUUUUAAGUUUUCUACAAAAUAUUUAGAAAAUGUCGGCGACAGCACUGGGGAUCAGCUGCCUGUUCAUGGUGGGCUACUGUGUGGCGGCCCAAAUCGCUCGGGUGGUCAGCCGGCGAUUGGUUACCCGGGAGGGCAUCGUUCCCAUCCUGAUAAACGAGGCUAUCGCCGCCGCCGAGCUGUGCUCCUGCUGCUUCGAGCUGAUUAUAGUGGCCGACAACUUUGGGGUGUCGAUGUACGCCGUCUGCCUGUUCCUGCUGACCAUCUGGUGGGGUCGUGUCUGGGGCGACGCCUCCGCCUGUCCGUACACGCACAUGGAGGACGUGGUGGAGGGACGCACCAGCUUCAAGGAGAUGGCGCUGCGCAGCUGGGCGGAGCUGAUGGGCGGCUGCUGUGUGUACCGGGUGGUGCAGUUCGUCUGGUGGCUGGAGCUGGCCGAGACCCAUCGCGGACGGGCCUUCGAGUCCUGCAACGCCGACCUGCAGGUCAGUCCAUAUGUGGGCGCUGCCAUUGAGGGCGUGGCCACGCUGCUCUGCCGUCUGGCCUCGAAGACAAUUAGCGAGAAGGAGCCGCGCUUCGGCAGCUACAUCGACUCCUUCAUCGGCACCAGCUUGGUGGUGGCAGCCUUUAACUUCUCCGGCGGCUACUUCAACCCGGUCCUGGCCACCGCCCUCAAGUGGGGUUGCCGCGGCCACACCCACCUGGAGCACAUCAUAGUCUACUGGAUUGGCGCCUGUGCCGGGGCGGUGCUCUCCAUUCCGGUCUUCAAGCUGUCCAUCGUUCGGCGCAUCCUGCUCGGCGAGGAAGCGGGCUCGAAGUCAAAGCAGGAAUAAGUCAGAAAGGAAGAACUCGUUUUUCAAAUACGGGUUCUUCUAUUUUGUGGUUUGGAGUUUAAGCCUCCUUAAUUCUAAAUUAAACCAAAAAGAUUACCCAAGAUAAUCGCUAUCUAUAAAUUAAUUAUGUUGCCAAAAAAUUCAAGAUAUCUUGUAUACUAAACUUGUUACUUAUGCAAUGCAACAAUCCCUUUUAUACUACGAGUAUCGGGUUGUUUAUAAUUUAUUAAUUAUUUUAGAUAAAGAUUGUGAAAUUGGAUAGAACUGUAUAAAUUAUGAAAUAUUUAUGUAAAUAUUAACUUAAAGCACUGCACAGCUUGUCUUGAAACAUCAUUUAGCCAAUUUUAGCAAUGUGUUGUUACUUCUAUUUAGAAACUAAAAAUAAAAGUUCAAAACUUUGACAAAGACAAUAAAAAAAACCCAAACACCUUA